CCGGCCACCGCCUCCCGCGAGGCCGCGUCUUGUCUCCCUUGUUCGUCUGAGAUCGAUUCGUUCUGGCUCUUUGGCAGCUACCUCCGCCGCGGUCCUCCGUGUGGCGAGGGAAAGCUCUCGUUGUCCUUGCCACUUCCACGCGUCGAGUCGCCGCCAAGAACUCCACCGGAACCACUUUGUUUUUCAAAACAUCAUCGUGAUCGGUUUGGAUGUCGUUUCUUCAUAUAUCCAUUGUUGGUUAGGGUUCAAAGGACAAGGUUGCCUGAAUUGAAUAUCUUUGCACACAAGGAACACUGCUUGCACAGGAGCAAUUAGCAACUCCUGAUCGAAUCCGACGAAGGGGGUUGAACACAGAAGCACCUUCCGAUCUCCGUCGCCGCGUGGAGAGAUGCAGCAGAAGCGAAAGAAGACGCGGGGUAACCCCGCCGGAGAGAAGAAGCAAACAAAAACUGACACGUCGUCGCCGCCGAAAAGAACAAGCACUCUGCAACUCAGAGCAAGAACAAGCUCCCGCUGUUCGGACCGGAGUACCGGUCGUCCCAAAGAUCCUCCUGACCAUGGCAACGCUGCUGCUAUCCAGGAACAGAAACAAGAAUAUGCCGCAACACAGGUACUAGAUGAAGAUGUGGGCGACAUAAUCCAGAAGCUGAGCGAACUGGGCUUGGGAGAAGACAUCGACUUUGAGAAGUACUAUGGAUACUUGCAGCAGCUGCCUGCCGACCCCCGUGUUGACACUUCCACUGAACUGGACUUUGAGGAUCACUUUGACAUGGACCUCCGCCAUGCGGUGUAUCGCAUAAGAUCCUACAAGUUGUUAAAAGAGGAGUCCAAGAAUGAGUUGUGCUGUGAUGAACUGAAAGAGUGCCCUAUGGAGCUGCUUGACAGGGACGAAUUUCCUACAGAUUUCCUCGUGAAGAUGCGAUAUUUUAGCUUCUUCGAUAAAGAAGGCGUAUUAGACUGGUUCUUCGAUCCUGAUCUCUGCAAGCUUGCUGGCCUGGAUGACUACCAGCGUCUAGUCCCACGGAGGCAUGAUGCUUAUGAGUACGCUGGUUGGGUCGUGUACCGUAGUUACCUCCAUAGCUAUGAGAUGCAAGAUGAAUACAUCAAGUACUUUGAAACAUUAUUAAGGGAACUUAAGUGGUUGAAAGAUUGUCUACCGAGCAGGUUUUCAUCUCUUACUGUAAGCAAGAUACGCACAAGCGGAAUUUAUCAAGCAACUAAGAUCGCCACUCGCUUUUCCAAGAUCACAACUCAUUUAGCUCGUAUUGCCUUCCGUGUCCGUAGGUGUCUAUUUUGAGAUUUGGAAGAGGGUCACUCAACAAAAGAAGAGUUUCAGAGAUGCUUUGAAGGAAGUUUGUAAACUAAACAAGUGUCCAUCACUGCAAGAUAGUAUGAAAUAUGCCAUAGAGAAUGACUGUUCCGUGAUGGAAACGGCAUUUCUUCGUUGCACGGUAGGGUCAGGCGUUACCAAGGAAGUAUCAGAGGAUAAAGCUCAAGAGUUGAUUGCAGAGGCAGUUAAAAAACUGAGGAUAAAACCCAAAUUCUAUGAUGGGUAUAUCAGAAAGAAGAUAAACAUUGCCAAACUUAUAGGAAUGGUCACUGUGGACUGAAAAGACAUAAUACAUCUGGCUUUUCAUGGUUGGAGCUGCCAUUUAUUCAAGAUGUAUUUCUUGGAUUUCCUGUACUUUUGCUGCGGCAAUGAACAAAUGAACUAGACCAGACUUAAAGCUCUUACCAAGUACAGUAGCAUAAUACUGGUAGUCUACUAGAUGGAUGGUUUGUUCCGGGUCUACUAGUACCGAAAGAAAGUGGAAAAUGCUUGUAUUGAAUUGUUGCCAUUAAGGGUUUAGGUUUAUCAGAGGGC
This is a messenger RNA of Triticum aestivum (bread wheat), 1864 nucleotides long. RefSeq lists its product as uncharacterized. Lineage: Eukaryota; Viridiplantae; Streptophyta; Magnoliopsida; Poales; Poaceae. The record is from RefSeq and is a predicted model, not a curated record. The transcript is spliced from 11 exons. Bases 389 to 1297 code for a protein of 302 amino acids.